Messenger RNA from Balaenoptera musculus (blue whale), 3948 nucleotides. RefSeq names its product leucine-rich repeat-containing protein 43-like. Gene Ontology annotation, cellular component: membrane. The transcript is spliced from 14 exons. The record is from RefSeq and is a predicted model, not a curated record. NCBI's taxonomy places the organism in Eukaryota, Metazoa, Chordata, Mammalia, Artiodactyla, Balaenopteridae. Bases 7 to 3699 code for a protein of 1230 amino acids. Gene Ontology annotation, molecular function: hexosyltransferase activity; protein binding.
GCGAUCAUGGAGCCGCCCGCCCUGACCGUGAGCGCCGCGGUCCGGGAGCACCUGCGGAAGUUGGGUCUGCACGAGUUCCCGUGCGGCACGGGCAGCUGGAAUAAGUCGCGCUUUCUUCCUCAAACUUGCCGAGCAUGGCGGGAGCUGAUCCCCAGAGAGGAGGACGCUGUGGGCCCCGGGGAGGAGACGGUGGAUGCCCUGCUGGGCCUGGUCUGCUGCCCCCACUCACCCUGGGCCCUGCUGGAGGGCUCAAGCGCUGAGGACCGUUUUCUGAGAGAGCUGGCCGUCCAGAAUCCUCUGAUGCUCAAAGACAGCUUCUUCUACACCUACUUCAGGUCGCUACGGGUGGUGGACAAACAGGUGAGCCUGGUGGACAAAGACCUCCUGAAAUUUGUGAAGCUUGAAGAGUUGGUGCUGAGUGCUAAUCAAAUCAAGGAGAUUGACACCACCAACCUGCCCCCAACUCUCAAGGUGCUGGAGCUCUACGGCAACAAGAUGACCAGCAUGGAGUGUCUGUGCACCCGCCCGCCCCCAAGGCUCCAGCACUUGGGGUUGGGUCACAACAAGCUUCUGGGCCCCCUGGAGAGUGUAUACGUCACCAGUGAUUACUGGCCCAACCUCGUCUCCCUGGACCUGAGCUUCAACGACCUGACGGACCUGCAGGGCAUGGUGGCCGGCCUUCGAACGCUGCGGCACCUGAGGUUGCUGGUGCUGCAGGGGAACCCUCUGGCCCUGGUGCCCUGCUACCGGGGCUUCGUCAUCGACAGCCUGUCCGGGCUCUGCGUGCUGGACGACAUCACCGUGGCAUCCAGCGAGAAGCAUCUGUUCCGAGGGCUCAGCCACAGCGGGGAUCUCCUGGCGCAUGAGGCGCGGUUAGUGGUGACUGUUGGACAUGUCAGAGGGGUUCUGGACUCCUCGGUCUUGGACCCGGAACCAGGGCCCCAAGGCCCUUUCAUCGCUUACAGCUAUUAUGUAACGUACGAGUUUGUGGAAGAUGAGGAAGGCGAAGGAAAUGAAUACGGCCGCGUUCUGGCUGAGAUCGUCAAGCCCUCUCCCAGCACGGAACAGCUGGGUGAGGACAUUCCCAAAGAGCCCGUCAAAGAGGCUGAAGACUCCGUAGAGUCUGGGCUGGCCUCCCAGUCCCGGUCCGGGGAGCUGGAGGUGUCUGUCGUCUCCGGCGCCUCAGUGCCCUUGCCGCGGUCCAUAGACUCUGCAGAAGAGCUGGCCAAGCUGCGGCCGCGCCUGGAUCCCCGGCUCUGCCCGUCCCCGGGGACAGUUCUCUUUAGCACAGUCCGCAAGCCCUGGUCUGACGUCAUCCCCUGCGACUACAAGAUGCAGCACACGCUCAAGGACCUGGUGCUGCUCAAGGCCUUCCUGCUCUCAGGGACCACCGUCACCAUCGUGGAGGAGAAGACUCUCUCCUGGCCUGCAGUGCCACCUUCCCCCAGCAAUCCCUCGGCUGCUGAGAAGGGAAAGGGAGAGAAGGACAAGAAAGGGAAGAAGAAAGACAAGGAAGAGAAAGACAAGAAGGGAAACGAUGGGAAAGACAAAGCGGGCAAAGGGGAGAAAGAACCAGCCAAGGAGCAGAAGGGGAGCAAGAAGAAGAAGGAGCUUCGUCAGGACCUGCGCCAGGACCCGCCCGUCCUCCGGGUGCUGGGCAGUGGCCCGGUGGUCCUGGAGCCCCUGCUCUCUGGGGAGCCAUUCGUGUCCACCGUGUGCAACUUUGGGGUGGUCCGUACCUUGGAGACCGACAGGCUGACGCUUUACAGGGAUUCAAAGAAGAAUAAGAGUAAGAAAGCUAAAAAAGCAUGGGUGGCUUGUAAACAACAGACAUUUGUUUCCAGCUGCUCUGGAGGCCGGGAGGUCCAAGACCACGUUGCCAGCAGCAUCAGUGUACGAAAGCGACUACCGCCCCGACCCCCUGACGGUGGAGAUCCAGAUCCAGCUGAUCCAGGGCCGCUCGACGGAGGAGGCGCUUCGGGGGCUCGUCCCGUAGGGCGCGGGAUUAAAGGUUGUUCUGACACCGCGGCUCCGCGUCUGUCCAGCCGCCGCCGCGCGUCCGGGGAGCGGGGUGCUGGCCGGGGCCGCGGGGGGCCUGUUCGGGAGGAGGCGGGAGUGCCUGGCUGGGGAGGAGCGGGGGGCUGGCCGUGGGGAGAGGGGAGUAGGGUGCUGUCCGGAGGAGCUGGGGGCUGGCCGGGGGAGCGGGGGGUAGGGUGCUGUUCGGAGGAGCGGGGAGCCUGGCCGUGGGGAGCGGGGGUGGAGCUGGCCAGGGAGGAGAGGAGAGCUGGCCGGAGGAGGCGGGGGGCUGGCCGGGGAGAGCGGGGUCGGCCUCCCCGGGGCGGGCUCCGCAGGGCCGGGCCUCUCAGCCGGCAGGUGCGCGUGGAGCUGCGCAGACCCAGGUGGGCGGGGACCCGCGGCGGCCCCGGGCCCGCCCCCAGAGACCGCGCCCCCAAGCCCGGCCUUAGCCGCUGGGUUGGUGGGCCGCGCGGGGGCGUGGCCAGCGCUCAGGGGUCGCCGCUGAGCCCUCCCCACCUCCCGCGCCCAGCGGAGAGAGCUGUGCCUACGCGGCUGCGCUGUGCGAGCUCCUCGCCUGUGUCCGCUCGGCGUCUUGGCUCAGGCCCUGCCAUGCUCCGCAGGGUAGGCUGGCUGGUCCUGUACAGCCUUGCUGCGCUGCUGCUCAGCUGCCUGUUCUUCCUGAAGAAGGCGGCCCACCCAGCGGGGGGCCCCACGGCCCGACAGCCCUUCUGGGCUCCCCCAGGGCCCCGGCGCAGCCAGUGUCCGCCCAACCACACGGUGGCUAAUGCCUCCCUGUUCCUGCCUAACCGUCACCGCCUCUUCUUGACCUAUCGCCACUGCCGCAACUUCUCCAUCUUGCUGGAGCCUUCGGGCUGUGCCGAGGACACCUUUCUGCUCCUGGCCAUCAAGUCACAGCCUGGCCACGUGGAGCGGCGGGCGGCCAUCCGCAGCACGUGGGGCCGGGCAGGAAGCUGGGCUAAGGGCCGGCAGCUGAAGCUGGUGUUCCUCCUGGGGGUGGCAGGAUCUGCGCCCCCAGCCCAGCUGCUGGCCUACGAGAGUCGGGAGUUUGAUGAUAUCCUACAGUGGGACUUCGCUGAGGACUUUUUCAACCUGACACUCAAGGAGCUGCACUUGCAGCGCUGGGUGGCAGCUGCCUGUUCCCAGGCCCAUUUCAUGCUAAAGGGAGAUGACGAUGUCUUUGUCCAUGUCCCCAAUGUGCUGGAGUUCCUGGAUGGCUGGGACCCAGCCCAGGACCUACUGGUGGGAGAUGUCAUCCGCCAGGCCCUGCCCAACAGGAACACCAAGGUCAAAUAUUUCAUCCCACCCUCCAUGUAUAGGGCCCGCCACUACCCACCCUAUGCUGGGGGCGGAGGGUAUGUCAUGUCCAGAGCCACUGUGCAGCACCUCCAAGCAGCCGUGGAAGAGGCUGAACUCUUCCCCAUUGAUGACGUCUUUGUGGGGAUGUGCCUGAAAAAGCUGGGGGUGAGCCCCAUGCACCAUGCUGGCUUCAAGACAUUUGGAAUACGGCGACCCCUGGACCCUCUGGACCCCUGCCUGUACAGAGGGCUCCUUCUGGUGCACCGCCUCAGCCCCCUGGAGAUGUGGACCAUGUGGGCACUGGUAACAGAUGAGGGGCUCAAGUGUGCAGCUGCCCCCUUGUCCCAGCUUCGAGGGGUGGGUUGAGCGAGUAGACUGUUAAUUUUGCAAUCAUGAUGAGAAAUCGAGAACCCUGAAACUUGGCCCUUGAUGGGUCUACAAGAAAUGCUGACUUUGUUUUUGUAACCCCCUCCCAAACCUUGCUAACUCUGAUUAAAACACUGAAACCUGGCUGACUUGUACCAGUAUGUGUUAAAUGGGCAAAUGCUGCCAUCACUCCAUGGGGGGUACUCCUGGAGCCCCUUGGGGCUCUUCCAGUCUGGAGGGGGUGGUGAA